Molecule: messenger RNA, 1034 nt
Organism: Megalobrama amblycephala (Wuchang bream)
Lineage: Eukaryota; Metazoa; Chordata; Actinopteri; Cypriniformes; Xenocyprididae
Product: GTPase IMAP family member 4-like
Exons: 4
Coding region: 99-881 (260 amino acids)
Molecular function (GO): GTP binding
Source: RefSeq, a predicted model, not a curated record
GACAGAGACACACACAGAGAGAGAGAGACAUCAACACUCAGAAUAACGAACAGCCUGUGGUAGAACGGAGCAACUCUAAAGCAGAUGGGAAAACAGACAUGAGUGAAGUACCUGAAUUGUGUGACUCUGAUUCAUCAUUCGGAGGCACAAAUCCCAGGUUUCCCAAUCUAACCAUUAUAUUAACUGGGAACCCUUCGUCAGUCCAGUUUGGACAUGAAAACCUUCUACUUGGGGAAAAACAACCAAAUAUUGAAAAUGCAGAAAUAUCCAGGAUUGUUCAUUUUCAGAAGAAUAUAUCAGAACAUUGUGUCUCAGUGAUCAACAUGAUUGAAUUAUAUGAGGCUGAACAUGUGGAUCAUCUCAUUGAUCGACUACUGAAUGAAAAUGAAAUCCACGCCUUCAUCUUUGUUGUGCGACUGGGUCAGUUAACAGAUGAUGAUAAGAUGGGUCUUGAAUGGCUUCAGAGAGUGUUUGGUGACAAAGUUCUUCAGUUUGUGAUGAUUCUCUUCACCUAUGAGACAGAAGAAGAGUGUGACACUAUCAUUGAUGAUCUGAAGAAAAACCCUGUUCUGGAGCAGCUGCAGGAGCAAUGUGGAGGAAGAUAUCACACCUGCAACAAGAUGAUGAACAAUCAAUCAGAGAUGAGAGACCUGAUGAACAAGAUUAAGAAUUUGUUUUAUGAGAAUGAACAGCAGUGUUACACUGGAGAGAUGUACAAUACAGCGUUUAAACAAAGAAAAGAGCUGAAAAACAGCAUGUGUGAAAAUGAAGAUAAACCUUCAAUCAAAGAAAAAAGGGAACAUGCCACAACAGCAGAGACAAGUGAGACACAUAAGGUAAGAGCUGAGUUACACACAUACACACAUUUAUUAGCUGAUUAGCUUUUGCUGCUUUAUAGGGCAUUUUCGGAAGUUUGGAGAAUGAUGAUAAAAAUAAAAUCUUUCAUCCGAUAUGAAAAUUUGGGACAAUACCGAUAAUCCUUUGUAUUUGAAAGCUGAUAAUGGAUACAUUGGCAGAAAAAUCUAAAUACAAUU